Molecule: messenger RNA, 435 nt
Organism: Trypanosoma cruzi
Lineage: Eukaryota; Euglenozoa; Kinetoplastea; Trypanosomatida; Trypanosomatidae
Exons: 1
Coding region: 1-435 (144 amino acids)
Source: RefSeq, a predicted model, not a curated record
AUGGGGUUAAGAACGGCCCUUACGAAGCCCUUUGUCGCGCUUGUAGCUUCUAUGGACCGACGCAUCGAUCUCAUGGAUGAGCCUUUGAAACGUCAUAUCCAACACCAUAACAAUUCAGGGGAGGACCUAUGCGCCAGUGUUUGGCAUGAAUAUUGGUCGUACCAAAAAGCGCUCUUACCGUAUCGCAAAACAAGGCUUUUAAACGAGCUGAGCUAUAUGGCAAGGGGGAAAAUAUCGCUGGCUAGCAUGGGCGUAAAAGACAUUAUUCUCUUCUCCCGUGUCUUGACAAAAUGUUUGUUUCUUUUUAUCAUCUUUGUAAUUAUAGGUCGACGCUCUGUUUUUCCGUCUUUGGAGCCCAAUUCUGUCUUUGUCCAAGAAAUCAACACAAACUGGCAACCAAACCACAAACGCGGUCUGUUGAUUAAGGAACUUUAA